This is a messenger RNA of Toxorhynchites rutilus septentrionalis, 1290 nucleotides long. RefSeq names its product coiled-coil domain-containing protein 97. The transcript has 2 exons. The record is from RefSeq and is a predicted model, not a curated record. NCBI's taxonomy places the organism in Eukaryota, Metazoa, Arthropoda, Insecta, Diptera, Culicidae. Bases 172 to 1284 code for a protein of 370 amino acids.
UGUGUAACACUUGGUAGGAACUAAUUUUAUUGAACAUCACUAUAAAUAAAAUUCAUCAAUUUCAUCAUUCAUCAUUGAUUGUUGGUAAACAUUCGUUGCUAAACAGCACUUCUCAUAAUAUCAUGUUUUAAAGCGAAAAAACUUUUAUAUAAACUGGGUUAUGCAGCCGAAAUGACGGUAUCUCAAACGGAAAUAUCCUUACCUGUGCCGGUGCUGGAAUCGGAUCUAAUCGCGCAUGUAUCAUCGGAUGAAAGGGUGUUCUAUAAAAGUCAGCAAGUGAAUGAUCCGGAACUCACAAUCCUAGAGAAACGUGACAUUUUAAAACGAGUACUGGACACAAGCUACACAACGUUUCUGUCCCGGUUUGGAUUAUUUAUCAAGGAAGAUCAUUUGAGGUUUUUUGAACAGGAGCAGCAAGUGAGCGGAUAUAGCCCUGAUGAACGGUAUGAAGUGGACUAUUAUUUGGAGAAAAUUAGAAAAUCGCUGCACGGAGGACGAGAAAGGGACAUCCGCAAUAGGAGAUAUGCGGCGUUGAAGCAGAUGAUACACGAGGGAAACUAUUUCAGCGAAGUGGAAAUGAUGCAACGUGAACCCUUGAUAUACGAACAAUUGGUGGGUCAAUAUCUAACAGAAAACGAGAAGAAAGCUAGAGAUGCGACUGGGACAAAAAAUGACAGCUUAGUUACUAUCCUGUAUAACGGGAUAGAUAAGGAAAAUGCUGACCUUUUGAGGAAAGAGCAAGAGACUGAAGAGAAGCAGAUGGAUGAGGAAGUAGAUGAUGAUGGCGAUGAGGAUAGUCAUGAGACGAGAGAUUCACCUGGAUUUUCAUUGGCUCAAUGGGGAAAUUUUGAUUUAGAAGAAGAAGAACGACAGAAAAGCCGUCAAUUAGAGCAGGACGCGCAUCAACGGAAGAAGAAAUAUUCCACUCCUGUUAACAUGUUAACUGCCGGAGAAAGGACAUUGCUAAGGGACGAAUUCCUAGGAACUAUGUAUUCUAAAUUUAUAUCUGGAGAAGACAAGGAUUUCGAUUAUUCAAAAAUCGAUGAAAGCACAGAGUAUGAUAAUUUGGAUAUCGUCGAGCAGGAUGAACAGGAAAAAUACUUCGACACAGAAGAUGUGGAAGAAUCAAACGAGAUAACUGAAAGCAUGCAGCACGAUAAUAGCGAAGAAGAUGAUCUGGAUGUGUACAUGAGGCAUAUUAAUCAGCAUUUGGAUAAUCAGAAAAAAAUGGGUCAAAUGAACCAUACAGUUAAAAAUGAUAUUUGUGAAUAUGAUAGCGAUUGAACAAUU